UGACCUGACCGACCGACUGACGGGACGACGAAUUCGAUAGCCCGCUCAUGCGAGCUUUAUAUACCUCGAUUGGCCACGAGUGCGCUUUUUCCUUUCCCUGUGCUCUGCCUGCUCGAUCGUGCUCGAGGAGAAUCGUCGAUAGAGCUAGCUAGCUCGCACGACAGCCCUCUGGUUGUAGCUGAGCUGAGCUGAGCUGAGCCCGGCCGAGCCCGGCGCAGCGCUGGACAUCGCGGGUAGGAGGGGGUGGGCUUCGAGAGGCAUAGAUAGAGUGACUGACACAUGAGGUUCGAGGCAGAUACCGACUUCAUAAAAAUAGGUGGAAAGAGGUACAUGGAGGCGCUGCAUCAGAUGCAAGCGCAUGUGCGGGGGGAGAAGCGGGCGCAAUGGGAGAGCGUGGACGAGGCGCAGUGGAAAUGCGGCAGCGGCGAGAGCAAGCAGCUGCAGCCGCAGGCGCUCUACGGCUACGCGCUGCUGAGCAACAGCCGCGGCCACGAGAUGGAGGACUUUCAUGUGGCGGAAUUCCGCACCAUGGACGACGCUUACGAGGUGGGACUGUUCGGGAUUUUUGACUCGCACCGAGGCCCGCAGGUCGGCCGCGAGGUGCAGCGACGCCUCUUCGACAACAUCCUGCAGGAGGGAGGCGUUUGGGCCGACCCGGCCGGAGCCACUCGAGAUGGGUACCUGCUCACCGAUCGCCAGGUUCUCGAGUGCCUCGACAAGGAGGCCGAAUUCGGCGGCAGCACUGCUGUCACCGCCAUGCUCUUCGAGCACGGCAGCCGCCUCGUGGUCGCCAACGUCGGCGACUCCCGAGCUGUCCUCUGCCGAAACGGCGAGGCUGUCCAGCUCUCGGUGGAUCACGACCCCGGCCGCCCCGUGGAGAGAGCCCAAGUGGAGAUGCGCGGCGGCAUGGUCGUCACCCUCCCAGGUUCGUUCCUUUGUGCCCAUCUGCUCCUUAGAGUAGCGCUGCGUCGUCGUCGUCGUCCCUCGUCCCGUCGAUCUGAUGCGCCUGUUCGCCGCUCAGUCUCUCCGUUCGAGUGAGAAGGUCCGAUGCAGAUCCGAUCGUGCUCGUCGCGCAGCCGUCGCAGAAGACUGAGCCCUGAGAGAAGAGGAGAGGAGCCCUCGAUGGCGACGGGCGAGAGAUGGUAGUCCGCUGCCCUUGCAACCAGAGCAUUCUAGUUCUUAAAAUUCGUGGAGAACUAGCUGCCCUUAACAAUGCACUUCGUAGAGAGCGCUCCAGAGCGACCAUCUCGAGCAAACAAGGAGAUGUGCCCAGAGUGGACGGCCAGCUGGCCCUGGCCAGGGCUUUUGGAGACAAGUCACUGAAGAACCAUAUGAGUGCAAAACCCGAUAUGGAGGAUAUUCUGGUGGAUUUGUCGUGCGAGUUUCUGAUCCUAGGAAGCAACGGGCUCUGGAAGGUCAUUGCGAACGAAGAAGCCGUGGAGCUCGUAAAGAACACAGUGGAUCCUGCCGAGGCCGCUCAGGCAUUGGUUCGCAAGGCCAGGGAACGGCUCACGGACGACGAUAUCUCUUGUAUAGUCAUACUCUUCAGGGAGUUGUAGGUGUCAUAUUACAGUAGUUUUUUUAGUGGCGGUAGUAAGACAGCGCAGACUGCUGGCUGUUUUGUACAUUCUCUCUCUCUCUUUCUCUCUCUCUCUCUCUGUGCUUCUGGUACUUCAAGUUUGGUCUUCGGUCCUCUACCUGGACGCCCGCGCUUAGUGGAGUAUAGUAUUCUCGCGUGAACUAUGUUGAUUCCAACUUGUAGUAUAAUAUUCUGGAAAAAUACGAAGGCGGAUGCAGCUUCUCGAGUGUAUCCAUUCACGUGAUAUCAUUUCAAGUUAAGCUCACUCCACCUGAACUUUUCAACUUUUCGAUUCAAUCAUUCAAGAAUCUAGACCGUCCGGAUAGAGCAUCUGGCACCGCAUGCCGACCUGUACAUGGUUGUGACAUCUGAGUGUUGAGCUUUAGUUGGGGUUGAUAGUGCACCUGG
Molecule: messenger RNA, 1987 nt
Organism: Marchantia polymorpha subsp. ruderalis
Lineage: Eukaryota; Viridiplantae; Streptophyta; Marchantiopsida; Marchantiales; Marchantiaceae
Source: the annotation of a GenBank genome assembly